GGGGGAGGGGGAGAGAGAGAGGAGGAGCCAAAGGAGGUGUCUGCUGCAAGUUCCUGGCUGCUUCCGAGCUCACCCCAUCCUCCGAGAGGGAGGAGGCCCAACUGGUGAUGCUGCUGCUGCUGCCGCCGCCGCCGCCUCUAUUGCUGAUACUUUAGCGGGGCUGGAAGGGUGGUUCCUAUUCGCACCAUCGCCAACCAGAGACAGAGGGGGAAAAAAAAAAAACCGGCAGCCGCUGCUGAUGUUGGGUUCGGAGGCUGCAUCCGACUCGGUCACAAGGAAAAUGGAUUCAGUUUGCAUCUCUCCCUCCUUUAAACAGCUUCUCCGGGUCUCAGCAUGACAGGAAAUGUGGGAACUGAUAUAGCCAAGCUGCAGACUAACAGAAGCCAUUAAUCCAGUGUCCGUCAUAAACCUCAUCUAUCUGGAGUCUAUGAAAGGGAAGUCUGGAUCCUUGAGAGUCUUCUACCUCGGAGGGCUUCCAGGGCAGCGGUUGAGGAGACCUUACCAAGGAGCACCACACAGUAGAUGCUGAGACAUCGUACUCCAGGAUAAGAGACAGUAACAUGGCAGCACCUGCUUGAAAGAAAUUAAAAACCAACAGACUCCAUUUAGAAAGGAACAAUGUCCAAAAAAGGGCGAAAUAAGGGCGAGAAGCCCGAGGCACUCAUUGUUGCCCUUCAAGCUGCCAAUGAAGACCUCAGGACCAAGCUCACAGACAUUCAGAUAGAGCUGCAUCAAGAGAAGUCCAAGGUAUCAAAGCUUGAAAGAGAGAAGACUCAAGAAGCGAAGAGGAUUCGUGAGCUGGAGCAGCGCAAGCACACGGUGCUGGUGACAGAACUCAAAACCAAGCUCCAUGAGGAGAAGAUGAAGGAGCUGCAGGCUGUGAGGGAGAACCUUAUCAAGCAGCACGAGCAGGAGAUGUCAAGGACGGUGAAGGUGCGUGAUGGAGAGAUCCAGAGGCUCAAGUCUGCUCUCUGUGCUCUCCGUGAUGGCAGCAGUGACAAAGUAAGGACAGCGCUCACCAUUGAGGCCCGGGAGGAGGCCCGGAAACUGUUUGAUGCAGAGCGUCUUAAGCUCUUACAGGAAAUUGCGGACCUGAAAACGGCCAAGAAGCAGGUGGACGAGGCUCUGAGCAAUAUGAUCCAAGCAGAUAAAAUCAAGGCUGGGGACCUUCGGAGUGAGCAUCAGUCCCACCAAGAAGCCAUCUCGAAGAUCAAGUGGGAGUCGGAACGGGAUAUUCGGAGGCUGAUGGAUGAAAUCAAAGCCAAGGACAGGAUCAUCUUUUCCCUGGAAAAGGAACUGGAGACCCAGACAGGCUAUGUACAGAAACUCCAACUUCAGAAGGAGGCUUUGGACGAACAACUGUUUCUGGUCAAGGAGGCUGAGUGCAACAUGAGCAGCCCAAAACGAGAAAUUCCAGGAAGGGCAGGUGAUGGUUCCGAACACUGCAGCAGUCCUGAUUUGCGAAGAAAUCAAAAGAGAAUAGCUGAAUUGAAUGCCACUAUAAGAAAGUUAGAAGACAGGAAUACCUUGCUUGGAGAUGAACGAAAUGAACUGUUAAAACGCGUGCGGGAAACCGAAAAGCAAUGUAAACCUCUCCUGGAAAGGAACAAGUGCCUCGCCAAGAGAAACGAUGAACUGAUGGUGUCCUUGCAGCGCAUGGAAGAAAAACUAAAAGCCGUUACCAAGGAAAAUUCAGAAAUGAGAGAAAAAAUAACAUCCCAUCCACCCCUGAAGAAAUUAAAAUCUCUGAACGACCUCGACCAAGCUAAUGAAGAACAAGAAACAGAGUUUCUAAAACUUCAGGUCAUUGAGCAACAGAACAUAAUUGAUGAGCUCACAAGGGACCGAGAAAAGCUCAUCCGUAGGAGAAAGCAUAGAAGAAGUUCCAAGCCAAUUAAGAGGCCUGUUUUAGACCCUUUUAUUGGCUAUGAUGAGGACUCUAUGGAUUCAGAGACAUCAUCCAUGGCCUCAUUUAGAACAGACAGAACACCAGCUACUCCUGAUGAUGACUUGGAUGAAAGUUUAGCAGCUGAAGAAUCUGAACUAAGAUUUCGACAAUUAACAAAAGAAUAUCAGGCCCUCCAAAGAGCAUAUGCCCUCCUACAGGAGCAGACGGGAGGCAUCAUUGACGCUGAACGAGAAGCCAAGGCUCAAGAACAGCUUCAAGCAGAGGUGCUAAGGUAUAAAGCAAAAAUUGAAGACCUGGAAGCGACACUGGCUCAGAAAGGGCAGGAUUCACACUGGGUAGAAGAUAAACAACUUUUCAUUAAGAGAAACCAGGAGCUUUUAGAAAAGAUAGAAAAACAGGAGGCAGAAAAUCACCGGUUACAACAGGAACUACAGGACGCCAGAGACCAGAAUGAGCUGCUGGAGUUUCGAAACCUAGAGCUAGAAGAGAGAGAGAGACGAUCCCCUCCAUUUAAUCUCCAAAUUCACCCAUUCUCAGAUGGUGUGAGUGCUCUGCAGAUCUACUGUAUGAAAGAAGGUGUUAAGGAUGUGAACAUCCCUGAUCUCAUAAAGCAGCUUGAUAUCUUGGGCGAUAAUGGGAAUUUAAGAAAUGAAGAACAAGUGGCCAUAAUUCAGGCCAGCACUGUGCUGUCCCUGGCAGAGAAGUGGAUCCAGCAGAUUGAAGGAGCAGAGGCUGCCCUACACCAGAAAAUGAUGGAAUUGGAAAGUGACAUGGAACAGUUCUGCAAAAUAAAAGGCUAUCUGGAGGAAGAACUAGACUACAGAAAACAAGCUCUUGACCAAGCAUAUAUGAGAAUCCAGGAACUAGAAGCUACUUUGUACAAUGCUCUACAGCAAGAAACUGUUAUCAAGUUUGGUGAAUUAUUAAGUGAAAAACAGCAAGAGGAGCUGAGGACGGCAGUAGAAAAGUUACGGCGGCAAAUGCUGAGGAAGAGCAGAGAGUAUGACUGUCAGAUUCUUCAGGAGAGAAUGGAGCUCUUACAGCAAGCCCAUCAGAGAAUUCGUGACUUAGAAGAUAAAACAGACAUCCAGAAAAGACAAAUAAAGGACUUAGAAGAAAAGUUUCUGUUUCUAUUCUUGUUCUUCUCUCUUGCCUUUAUUCUAUGGCCUUGAUGUCAAGGUGCCUCUUAAAGAGUAACCGAAAACAUGGAUAAGAUCCCAGAAAGACAAAUGCUUCUAAACCUUCAAAGAUGGCAAAAUUGUUUACACCAGUGAGAGGGAGAUCAAAAGCUAAGAACUACCCUGUAGCCAGGACUACAACUGUGUAUUUUAAAGCCAUUAUUCAAGGUUUCUUACUUGACAGUUCCUACACAACUCUGUUGAAAAUCUACAAUAUAUGCUGCAUUUAAUGAAACAUGUAAAUGUCAAAUCAGAAGAGAAGAACUAUAAACAUAUAUUGUGUAAAGAAAAAGUUCAGCAAUGGAACUAGUUUCGGCAGAUCAAGCAAAGAUGUGUCUUGGGCAUGGAACCAAAGUUACAAUGAAACAUUCAACCCCUGCUGUGCAGGGGGGUCAUUUUAAUGUAACACCACACCCCAUGGAAACACUAGUCCUGAUAAUAAACAUCAUUUUAAAAGAUCAAAACAAACAAACAAAAAAAAACAAGGGUGGGUGGGGAGUGAAGCACGAGGAAUACCUAUGAAGAGCUAUUUACAAUAAAAUGUUUCAUUUGAAAAGUCUGGUUUCUUACUACAGGGAUUUGCUUUUCUGUCUUUAUGAUUGUUUUAAACUCAGGAACAGAGACAUCCGCAUCGUGAAUGGGAAGAAAAACACUCUUGUUUUUUGUUUUUCUGCAAAAGGUGGAGCUUGUGGAAUUCAUUCCACAGACGACAGAUGAGAAGUGGAUCACAGUGACCAUAACAAAACUGGUAACCAAGUCAAAGGACCUGGGCGAAUGUAACAUGCGAAAUAAAAGCAGAUUCGAUGCUUCCUUGUCCUCCUCUCACAUCUGCAUCCCUCCAUCAACAACGGACUGAUCUCAUUCAUACUGAGAACUAAGAAGAUGAUACUGUAAAUCACAUGCUCCCUGACUUAGUUCUGUUUAGAACGCCAACAUCUAUAGGGAACAUGGGCCAGAGAGCAUCUCUGAAUCUUUCGUUUCCAAAAUACUGGUUUUCAAAUGGCUGCUUAAAAUUGCCUGCAAAUGAAUAUGCUAUAUAUGAUCUGGGCAAAAACACAACAGAAUCAAUGAGUACAUUUCUACCAAGAGUCGGGUUUGCCACAGAGAUGUGAAUAUUAAACUAAACUAUUAUUUUUUAAAGAAUCCUUCUAUGCCUAGAGCAUUCUGACCUCUUCUUGUUUAGAGUGAUAACAUUUUUUCCCAGACAGAUGACAGCAACAAGAUAGCUCUACUUUUUUAUAUAGAAAUAACAUUAUGUUACUGACAAGGUCAUUUUCUACCAGAGACAAUUAGAAGACUGGUACUUUUCCUAAGUUGUGUAUUACUGAGUCUUGGAUUCAUCUCUGAGAGCAAAUGUAUGUUCCUGAAAAACUAAUUUUACACCUCAUUUACUGUAGAUAACAGAACAACCUCAAUUUUUCAAAUUUUCCAAGUUUUAUUUAUGGGGCUAGAAUUCCCAUGCAUAGAGAAUAUGUGUAGGGAGCCAGAAACUCUUUCUAUGAAACGCUAUACAAAUCUUUCCAUAUGUGGGUUCAGUAUCAUCCUUCAGUUUUAGCACUGGCAUUUGCAAAGCCAGAACAAUAACUGAAGAAUGUACAAUAAAAAUUAGAAUGCUGGGGUCCCACUUUGUGUUCUUACAUUUACUGCUGACCCAGGUAUCUUUGGCCCAGUCACUUAACCUCUCUGUGCCUCAGUUUCCUCAUCUGCAAAAUGGGGUUAAAAUGCUUUUUCAUAAAGUUUUAUUUGCAAUUUUAGAACAAGAGGUGCUUAAAGUAGCACAAUGUGCUUUGUAAUUAUUACAAGUGCUGUAUUAUUUGACUUUCUUGUGUUGUUGACAAAAAGAUUCCCUCAUGUAAUAAAAUAGUGCUUCGGUUUGGUUAAAUUUAAGCACUAUAGCACUGAAGCUUGCUUAUCAAGCUACUUGGGACAUUAUUAGCAAUAAAAAUUGAGAGAUUCAAAACCAGGAUCUUUAAUAAUCUAUAGCAAACAGAUCAUCUCAUGCUAUUGAACAAGAUAGAAGAGUGUGUCAUUCAUAUGAUAAGUAUCUCCCAGCUCUCUUGAUUGCAUAUGCAUGCCAUCAUACAGAACUCUACUUUUAUCACAGGAGAGCCAAUCAUCAAAGACUUGGAGCAAACUGACAGUAUCACAUAAUUAGCUUGAUAAUCUUUUAUUCUGGAGGAAAGUCAGAUGACAUGUCCUACUGGGAAGAUACAAAACAGACCAUCCUACUGGAUUCUUUGUUGUUGUUGUUGUUGUUGUUUUGUUUUUUGAGAUGGAGUCUUGCUCUGUUGCCCAGGCUGGAGUGCAUUGGCACGAUCUCGGCUCACUGCAAGCUCCGCCUCCCAGGUUCAAGUAUUCUCCUGCCUCAACCUCCCUAGUAGCUGGAAUUACAGGUGCACACCACCACGCCUGGCUAAUUUUUGUAUUUUCAGUAAAGACGGGGUUUCACUAUGCUGGUCAGGCUGGUCUCGAACUCCUGACCUCAAGUGAUCUGCCUGCCUCAGCCUCCCAAAGUGCUAGGAUUACAGAUGUGAGCCACCAUGCCCGGCCUCCUGCUGGAUUCUUUAUUCAACUAGGUAGGUUCAAGAUUAAAUAUGAGCCAUAGGCUCAUUAGGCAAAAAAUGUGAAAGAGGAUGCCUCUACAAUGUUGGUGACCCAACCCUAGCAAACUUGAGUCAGAAAAUAUGGAAGAGGAUAAAUUACUCUCACAUAUCUAAGACUUUUCCAUUUUUCUUCAUUUUCUGUUCCAGGGCCCAUAUGAGUAAAUCUAUAUUCCAUCUGCUCCAACACACACCUUCCUUCUCUUAAUUUUGUUUUCCCACCCACCAAGAAAUUUGUAAGUCAAAAUUUAUUUCCAUGAACAAGCUAUUUCUAAAUGAUUGGAAAUAUUUGCAAAUGUGGUAUGGUUUAUAUGCCUAAUCGGCUUAUCUGCUGUAAAUCAUAUGAGAACAACAGCUAGGAUGAUUGUCCAAGCAGCUUUAGAUGUGUUUAGGGUCACGCAAAAGAAGGUUUGUUUUUUCUUUGCUUAAGAUCCAGGAGAUUAGCAAAUUUCUCUAGACUAUAGGCUGAACUGUAAGUUUUACCAAGUCUUGCUCAUGAGCCUCAAAAUUAAUAUAUCCUUGAAUAAGGUCUAAAUAUUUCAAUAGAUACAUCUCUCUAUUAUCCAUUUUCACAAUUAUAAAAGCAUCAGCAAAAUCGUGGAUGUAUGUUCCAAUCACUCAUGGGUCCAUGGAAAUGGACCAUGUUUAAAUGAAUACUUCCCUUGGAUAGGAUGUUCAGCAAUAGCAAAAAUAAAUAAUAAUAAAUAAAAAUAAAUAAAGUUAUCAAUUACAGUGAGAUUUCCUGUGGCUCCACUUCUGCAUCUGUACUACCUAGAUGCAUUUGGCUAAUGAGUUUGCAGCAAUCAGAACAGCGUUCUUCAGGGUUCAUUAACUUAAUUUUUCUUAAUAAAAUAUUCAUACCCUGGAAAAUAAACAUAACUGACUACGAAAGAUAAUUUGAGAUAAACAAAAGCCCCAAUUUAAAUAGUUAUUCAGGAUAGAAAAAUUUCAUGAAAGGGGAAAAACAUGGAGAGACUAUCUUCAACUAUCAUACUUAAAAAGCAUCUAUCACUAAAUUGAAUGUCAAACUUUUUGUUAAUGCCUCCCUACUUUUAGGAAAUAGAAUUUGCUGAAAAAAAGUGACAUCCCUUCUGACUUAUGCCAUAUAAAUUAAAUUAUUGCCAACAGUUAGGUUUUAGGGGUGGAAUCUUGCUUUAAUUUUUUUUUUUUUUUUUUUUUUUUGGCCCACAAAUAACUGCUCAUAAAGGUCAUGUGUGUCUUCCCAAGUCAAUAAGGUAGAGCUGAUAUAGAACGCCUGGGUUAUCACUUAGGUAGAGAGGAAACGUGUUCUCCACUAGUAAUAGGAGAAAUAAAGUUUGCCAAAUAUUUUUUGCUACAGUAUUUUAUUUCAACUUUGCUUUAAAUUUUAAACAAAUCUCUGGCAAACUUGUUCCUUUUUGUCCAUUGAUUGUCCAAUUUUCCUGUAAACCCAUUGUGUAAUUCUUAUGUUUGCUUUAACGUAAAACUAUUCACAAGUUCAUAGUUUUAAAAUUAAGCAUGUCUUUUUAACCUGCCUAGGUUUUUGUAGAAACUGUAAAAAGAAUAUUCAUUGGUUUUGUGUUGAUGUUUAAAUAAUUGGAUCGUCUGUGUUAUAUUACAUCAAGAUAGAUGGACAGCAUAGACAUUUCAUUUUUAAAAUAUUUAAUUGCAUUAUUUCAGUCUGUCAAAGGGUGGCACAGAAUACACAAACACACACAUACACACACACAUACACACAUACAGCAUAGAAAUUUGCUCUGUAGUUUGGGAGUUGCAUUGCUUGUUGCCUUUUGUGAAAUUUUCAUAACAGUGUUUUGGUAAUUUAAUGACAGCUUUUGGCAGUUUAAUUCUAUCACUUUACUAAUUUAGAUUUGUCUAUUAUGUUGAAAAAGUUCAAUAGGGCUUUUGAAUGAUAAGUAAUCAAAGCAAAUCUUAGAUGACUGUUUAUGUCAUAAGUUUAUGCUUCCACUAUGGACCCAAGCCCCUAUUUAAGCAGACUUCUAGAUCUUAAGUGAGGAAAGCUGUCAUUAUGUUCUACUGCCUUGUCAUUUCUAUAUAAUGUACUAUAUUGAGAGUUAAUUUCAGGCAUAUUGGCAAGAGGAUUCAGACAUAAUGGAAGGUUGGAGCUAAUCCCUGUAAGGCCUCUUUAAGUGCCAAAUUCUAUGAUUCCAUUUCAGAAUGGGGCAGGGCAGAUUCACAAUCCUUUGCUGUCUUUAGUUUGGUGGUUUAGUUCUUCCUAAAUAAAUCUGUUGCUGAGAGUCCAAGUCCAAUGUGUAAUCAAAAUUCCUAAAGAUAGCUCCUCAGAAGGCUAAGGUGGGAGGAUAGCUUGGGCACAGGAGUUUGAUAACAGCCUGGGCAACACGGUAAGACCUCAUCUCAAAAAAAAAAAAAAAAAAAGAGCAAGAGGAAGAAAAUUACUGAAGAUAUACUUAUAGGGCAAUGUAGCAAAAAUAGGAUUAUAAUUUGCUAUAUUCAAACUAAUGUGUCAGAGGUACACAUGGUUGAUUUGGUGAGGGUUCCUGUUUUUGUUUUGGUUUUUUCUGCAUUAAGGUCUUUGUACCCCUGCUUAUAUUUUCAUCCUUGUUAUAUGCAAAGUUCUGUAGGGUGAGAACAGUAAGGUUAAACAACUUUGAGCCCAAUUUUGCUUACAAUCAAGACCCCAUGAACUUACUAAAGAAUGGAUGAUGCAAUUUUCCAACCAAAAGCAGAUCCCCAGCAUCUGUUAGUAGCAACACUUCUAUUUGACUGACAUCUCACAGACUGUGCCUAUACCCCCCAUUAACCAUAGCAACUUCCCACAAUGAGGCAGAUCAAAAUCCAAACAUUUUUAUAAAUACGUGAUGUAAAUAUACGCACAAAUAUAUUCUGUACAUAGUACGAUGGUGUGAGCGCUUACUAAACGUGUACUUCUGUUCUAGGAUGCAAGACUUCAAGAAAGGUUUUUUCUGCUGCUGCUGCUGCUGCUGCUGGAAACUCAUGUUUUUGUUGAGCAUUUAGUGUCUGAACUCUUCCCGUCCUUGACUACCUCUUCUCUCCUUUACCCCACCUUCUCUUCACUACUAUUGUUUCUGACUGUUGACUGAGGCAGAGACUACUUGGUUUUUCAAUUAUCCAGGCCCAUAAACCAGCAAAUAGGUUUUUUUAUUUGUUUGUUUAGUUGGUUGAUUUUUUUUUUUUUUGAAAGAGCAACAGAAAGCUCACCACAAUCGACAGUAUUAAUAUUAACCAAAAGUCCUAUAUCUUUAUUGGCUAAAAAUUCCAUCUCAACAGGGUUCAUGCAUGUUUUAACCUUCAAGAUCCAAUACUUUGGGGACUCAAGUAUAGAGUUAAUGUGUUUGAAUACAUAAUUCCCCAGGUGUUUACUGUGUUAAUGUAGCCAAGGGUCCAAUUUCACAGAGCUUUCAUUCAAUCAACUGCCUCAAUUGGGGUUCUUUCUGUCCAUCUCAUUAACAUGACUCCAUACAUCACUUCAGUGCUUGUUUAUUAAUGAAAGAAAAAUUAAAAUUGACUGAGUUUCACCAGAAUGAUCCUCUGAAGUACACCGGAUAUGUACAUGUACUGUAUGUAUUACCGUAGAGAUUGGAAUCAACUUACUGUAUGUAAAGUUUUAUGAAUGGUUAUUUUAUAAUUUAUGUAUUUAAUAUAGGAAUCAAUGAACUCUGGUGUUUUAGUUUAUAUAAAAAUAAAACAAGCUGCAUUUUUUUAAAA
Molecule: messenger RNA, 9374 nt
Organism: Macaca mulatta (Rhesus monkey)
Lineage: Eukaryota; Metazoa; Chordata; Mammalia; Primates; Cercopithecidae
Source: RefSeq, a predicted model, not a curated record